CCGAAGGAUACCUUACACGAGGGAGGGAGCUUACGUUAAGCUCAAGUGCACCGGUCACAUCCGGGGAAAAACGGACCUCUCUCUCUCUCUCACACACACACACACACACACACACGCACGCACGCACACAGACACACACAUACACAUACACACACACCUCACUGACGAUUGAGCGAGAGGUGACAUCGUGGUUUAACCCUUUUUUGAGCGGAAUAUCGAGUGUAGAUGGGAAAGGGAAGAACGUCGAGCUCACCACGUUGGAAGCGCACCGAUUUUUCCACCAGGACUUUCUUUAUUCCUUUCAGUUAUUUCAGCUAUUCAGUUAGUCUUUGUUUUCCCUCUCUGUGUGUAAACAGGCUCUUUACAGUAUAAAACCAUCCCUCCGACACAUUCAGCCAAUGUGAGGAGGAGAUUUAACAGCCGUUAACAGACCUGAGCUCCGGGGUGCGCGUGAUUGCGCCGUUAUUCUCUUGGUGGAGACGCGGCGCUUUGUGAAGGGUUCAGAUGAAUAAUGCCUGGAUAAGCAGUGUGCGUAAAGAGCGCGCGUGAAGCGUCCACAGAGGAACGUUUCGGGGAGUCUUUACGGAUAAUAUUAUCCUUACGAAGCCAUGACAAUGAUUCCCACCCUCACCAUCAUCGUCUUGCUUGUCUGCCAUGCAGGAUCAUCUCCAGUAGACUCUCCACCCCCUCCCAAAGGGUGUGGCUCAGAUCUGCAUCCAUCUUACCGGAUACUGUGUGACCUGGAGUCUGUGUGGGGGGUUGUUUUAGAGUCUGUGGCAUGCAGUGGUGCCAUUUCAGCUCUCGUCCUUUUCGCCAUCCUCCUCUCAAGGAUGAAAAUGGUGACUGACCCAGAGCGGCGUAGCGGUGUGGGACCUCUGCUGCUUCUGCUGCUGAGUACGGUGGGUCUGUUCUGCCUGUCUUUGGCAUUCAUGAUGGGACGUGGAGAGACUGUGUGUGUGUUGCGGCGUGGGCUGUGGAGCUCGCUCUUUGCUCUGUGUUUCUCGUGCCUGUUGGUGCAGGCAGUGCGGCUACGGAAGCUUGCGACAGGGAAACGCAGCCCAUCAGGCGGCUCACUGUCAGCACUGGCAUUCGGCAUUGCGCUCGUGCAGGGAGUCAUCAGCGGAGAGUGGCUGUUGCUCACAGUGGCACGCGAGGGCCGCAGUGCCUGUGAUUACCCACCACUGGACUUUGCAUUAGUCUGUGGCUAUGCAUUAGGACUGCUGCUCACAUCCACAACCAUCUCACUCGGAGUCCUUCUGUGUGGUUCGAGGCAUGUAGAUGAUGCAGCGAGGAAGAAGAGACGCAGAUGGAGCUGUAACGGCGUCUGGGUUUUCCUCUCAUGUCUCGUCUCUCUUCUUGUUUGGGCUGCAUGGCUCGGGUUUUACCUGUAUGGUAACGCUGCCGGGAGGAGCCCCACAACCAGUGAGACAGAUGGCGAGGAACCUGCUCUGGCUAUAGCAUUAGUGAUGGAGGGAUGGGCUCUGCUGCUCUUCCAAGCCAUUCCAGAAGCUCACCUGUGUCUGCGAACCACCAUUCAGAGGGCAGAAGAAGGGGGCCAGGAUUAUUAUGACGCGCGGCAACCGCAGUCUUCGCACGCUUACCGUGAUGACGACGAACUGCCAGCCAGUCACAGAGCAGCGUACACGGAAAGACAGACGUUUUCCAUAGAGGAGCAUAGCGCAGGCAUGCAGGGUGGAGGUUAUCACACUACAGUAAUACGCCCUACACCUCAGUUCCGAAGCCAUGUGUACCAGCCCACUGAAAUGGCCCUGCUCAUGAACGGAGGAACGAUCCCCACAGCUCCCCCGAACUACACAGGAAGACAUCUCUGGUGAAUCCCACAAUCCCUCGUCUAAUAUACACUCUGUGUGAUGUCACAGGGUUAAAGGGCAAACGGUGUGGAGAGGGUAAACUAAUAGUUUUACAUAAGCUGUGCUUUCGUACAAUAUUGUAAUAAUGUAAUAAUCUCUGUAAGUUAACCUGAAACUGAGCGAUGUUUCCAUGGCAACCGCACACUCACGUUGCACUAGAUGGUGACGAAUUACGGAUGCUUUUACACCAGGCUGUUUUUUUUCUUUUCUUACUGAAGCGACGCACAUGACACAGUAACCAUAGCAACGCUCACUAACAGAAGCUAACUAGCUAGUAUUAUCAUCACUGAUAAUAAAGAUUAGAUUUUUAUUUUCACCGUUUAAUCCUGCUGUUCUUUGAGCUUUGGCUUUUUUGCAUUUAAAAACUUUUUUUUUUUUUUAAAUCGAUGGUGCAGGAAACCACAACUCACCGCUAAAGUUUUAAAGUAAAGGAUUUAUUAUCUUUUCAUUGUUAGCUAGAUUACUAGUCAGGUGAAUUGAACGGUUUAAAUCUUUUGAGCCUAAUUAAUCCUUUUAAUUUUAAAAGAAUUGAAAAGAUUGAAUGAAAAAGAGUGUGAUUGAAAAGUUCAGAAAUUUAAAAAGCAAUAAAAUAUCAAUGAACAGCAAACGAUGCCAAACGAGGGAAAGUCGCGACGUUUUUUCUCCGAUUUUAUUUGUUUAGUUUACGAGUUCUGUAUUACGAUUAUCGUUUUGUAGUGUGACUGCAAAGAAAGAAAUUGAGUGUAAUUUUGGCGAACAAACUGAACAAAGAAGCUAGUUUUUUUAGGGUUGGGUUUUGCUACGAAUUAGUGCGUUAGCGCAGGAGCACAGCAACAUAUACGGACAAAUUCCUCUCAUCCGUUUACCUCAAUUAUUGAUUUAGUUUUGCAGUCGUGAAAGUAAAUAACCAAGAAAUCCCAAUAGAUCUAAAUGAAAUAAGAAUUAAUUCUGCUUUAAUUCUAUACUAAUGGAGUAUGAAACAUUCAUUAACAAAACACGAUCAUCCCUCACGCCGCUGUACGCCGGAUUUCUCGCUCGAUCUCCGAGCCGCAGUCAAAUUGUCCAAGAGAAGAAAGGUUUGUGAUGUCACUCAUCACUUUCCUGAACAAUUCCACACUCCGCCCCGAAUGAAGCCAGAGACAUUCACAUGAGAAUGCUACACAAUAUAAAUCGAAGCAGAGCGUUUGUUUUAACAUUUCUCACGUUUUUUUUGUUUUGUUUUGCGAGUAAAUCAGACUGUUAUAUUCCACAUUCGGCUCAUAUCAGGAUUCAGCUCUUUAGUACAUAUUAAUGCUAUAAGUAUGUUAUAGGUUUUUUUCUAUAAUUACACAUGCAGUCCUGCAUAAAAGUCCUUUUUAUACAGAUUUUUGUCUAAAAUGUUUUUAAAUUGAAGUAACAUUUUACACAACAGACAAAAGAAUCAAACCCAAGUCGUCAGCGGAAGUGUGUCAGAAAAACACACUCAUUUUCCAGCGAUUAAAACUGCACAGUUUACACCCAAGUCUUUUGCUGCUGCUACUGCUGCAAUGUUUUCACUCCACAUAUUGACUUUUUUUUUUUUUUUUUACAUUAAAAACAUUUCUUCUCCUUAAAGGUUUUACAUCAGUAAAUGAAGCACCUUAAGAAAAAAUACCAAAACACGAAGAAAAGGAAAUAAUUCUGAAUGCUAGGGAAUUGUGUGUUUGUUUGUUUUUUCUUUAGUCUAUUUUUUCUCUUUCUCUUGUGAUCCUGUGUCUGUAAACAAAUAUGCCAGUCAAGUCCAAUCAUCUUCAGCAGCAGGUCAGAGAUCAGACGUACAGUAUGACAGUGUGUUCUUUUAAAAGACUAUAAUAGAUCCCUAAUAUAUUUGCAGGAAGGUUAUCUGAGCCGUUCAGCCUCUGCUUUCAUCACAUCUUCCCUUUUCAGUCUUUGUUCAAAAUGAGCUUCGACUCAGCUGUUCGGGUCACUAAAGUAUCAUGAGACAGGAAACAUCACUGGGUAUCAAAAGAAAAGCAUGAAACCGCACGAAAGACAAGAGCAAUAAUAGACGUAGGAGUCGAGGGCUGACCGGAGGACAGGUGAACACAUUAGAUAACAGACCAAUGGCAGGAAAGGGGCGGAGUCAGAACCAGAAUCAAAGCCAUGAGCAUUUGGUAAAGAAAAUGUCGACUCAGCGCUUGUGUCAGUUAGUGACAGCGAGUGGAAGGAAGGAAUAAAUAAACAAACAAACAAACAAAUAGUUUCAUAUGUUCUCCAGUUUUCUCCAAUCUACCAAAAAACAUGAUGGAACAAAGAUAGAUUAAGUUGUGUGUGUUUUGUGUGUGUGUGUUUGUUAAUUAAAGAAAAAUUUAGUGAAAACUCCACCAGCACCAUUAAUUUACAAAGCGUCUGCAUUUCUCCAUCUUUAAUUCCUGUACGAUUAAAAAAAAUAUUGUUAUUAAUUUUUUCUUUUUAUUUUUUUAUAAAGAAAGCACCAAGCCUGUGUGUGUGAAGCAGCUCGUAUGAUAUUGCCGUGACGUGACAGUACUGUAUUCACUUCAACUAGCCAGUUCUGCCUGUUGCGUUUCCUAUAAAGCACUAUUUGGGAAGAAGUUUACCGACAACACUUCAGUCUGUAAUCACGAUAAUAACGUCACGUCGUUUAAAUCCAAGCCUUUGUUUUUAAUCUCGUUUAAAAUCAGCUCCUUGACUCCUCACACGGGGAUGAAGACAAUCAGAAAAUGUGACCGUUUCCUGACGCCGGCGUAACUUUCUGUUGCUGUUUCUGUUGUGUUGUUUCUUUAGUUCUCACACAGGUUACUGAAGACUUGUGUGAGAGUUUAAGGCUGUAGUCUGGAUAAAGGCUGAAGUGGAGAGUUUGUGGGGUUUGGGUUUGUUUUGCUAUUCAGGGAUGUGUUUCUGUGCACUUUAAAACAUGAUGCUGUACUAAUGCAUACUUUCAUUCAUUUCCAGCCUUGAUGUUGAAUAGUUUCUCUCUCUCUCUCUCUCUCUCUCUCUCUCUCUCUCUCUCUCUCUCUCUCUCUCUCUCAAGUGAAUUAUUUUCUAUCUUUUUCAAUGGUUUGGCGUUUUGUUUUCCUUUUGUAACUAUUUUGUGAGCAGUGUUGAGAUUUAGGCUUAUUUUCUAGUAUGAGUAACUGAAUAAUAUGAGUAGCACUUUAAAUAGACGAAGGGUCGUAACGUUGUCCGUGCUUUCGUUUUUUAACAAACACAUUUGUUUAAUGGCCAGUCGUUGUUAGUGGUGUAAUUCCUGCACGCUUUGGUAUAAAACUUAUGAAGAUUUGUUCUGGAUCCUGAAGAAAGAUCCUGAUUUUGUCCGCCGAGGAAUCACGGGAUCAUCUCCACCUUCACCUCUUCCUCUUCUUCUUCAUCACCUCCAGUAUGCCCCCCCUUCCUCUUCUGGUUUGUACGUUGUACAGACAUGGUCGUUCCUUUGUCUGGACUCUGGACUGUUCCAUUUCAUAUCACGGUGGGGGUGGAGCUUGUGGAGGAUGGACUGGGUUUUUGACGUGGACAGAAGUUAAUGGUUGCACACGUGUUAACGUUCCUACAGUUCAGUCGUGCUAAGAUACAAUAUGGUGCAGUUUAAUUGAUUUCAAUGUCUCCUCUGACAAUAAAGCUAACCACGGCA
Messenger RNA from Tachysurus fulvidraco (yellow catfish), 5457 nucleotides. RefSeq names its product G protein-coupled receptor, class C, group 5, member Bb (gene gprc5bb). Lineage: Eukaryota; Metazoa; Chordata; Actinopteri; Siluriformes; Bagridae. The record is from RefSeq and is a predicted model, not a curated record. Gene Ontology annotation, molecular function: protein kinase binding; protein kinase activator activity; G protein-coupled receptor activity. Gene Ontology annotation, cellular component: signaling receptor complex; plasma membrane; intracellular membrane-bounded organelle. Bases 609 to 1835 code for a protein of 408 amino acids. Gene Ontology annotation, biological process: G protein-coupled receptor signaling pathway. The transcript has 4 exons.